Triplophysa dalaica is the source of this 5009-nucleotide messenger RNA. RefSeq names its product protein phosphatase 1, regulatory subunit 12A (gene ppp1r12a). The coding region runs from base 96 to 3365 and encodes 1089 amino acids. Gene Ontology annotation, biological process: signal transduction. Gene Ontology annotation, cellular component: Z disc; cytoplasm; A band. The record is from RefSeq and is a predicted model, not a curated record. The transcript is spliced from 27 exons. Lineage: Eukaryota; Metazoa; Chordata; Actinopteri; Cypriniformes; Nemacheilidae. Gene Ontology annotation, molecular function: enzyme inhibitor activity; protein kinase binding; phosphatase regulator activity.
UGUCCCCUCCCACACACUAACGCGCUUGUGUGGUUAUAGCCAGUAUAAAGUAUAUCUUCCAUCGGAGAGCGACAAGAAGCGCCAGGCUAGAGGGGAUGAAGAUGGCGGACGCCAAGCAGAAAAGGAACGAACAGUUAAAGCGCUGGAUAGGCUCGGAGACGGACCUGGAGCCGCCCAUACUGAAGAAGAAGAAGACGAAGGUGAAGUUCGACGAUGGCGCCGUGUUUUUGGCCGCCUGCUCGAGCGGCGAUACGGAGGAGGUGCUGCGAUUGCUCGACCGCGGCGCUGACAUCGACUACGCCAAUGUAGAUGGACUCACCGCUUUGCACCAGGCCUGCAUAGAUGAUAAUGUUGACAUGGUGACCUUCCUGGUGGAACAUGGGUCAUGCAUCAACCAGCCCGACAAUGAGGGCUGGAUCCCCCUUCACGCCGCUGCCUCCUGCGGAUACCUCGACAUCGCCGAGUAUCUUAUCAGUCAAGGCGGCCAAGUCGGUGUUGUAAACAGUGAGGGAGAAACGCCAUUGGAUAUCGCUGAGGAGGAAGCCAUGGAGGAACUUCUGAAAAACGAGAUCAACCGGCAAGGCGUGGAUAUCGAGGCGGCCAGGAAAGAGGAGGAGCGGAUCAUGCUAAGGGAUGCGCGACAGUGGCUUAACAGCGGCCAGAUCAAUGACGCCCGACACACCAAGUCUGGAGGGACCGCACUACACGUCGCUGCAGCCAAGGGAUAUUCGGAGGUUUUAAAGCUUUUAAUCCAAGCAAAGUAUGAUAUAAAUAUUAAAGACUACGAUGGCUGGACACCGCUCCACGCUGCUGCACACUGGGGCAAAGAAGAGGCCUGUCGAAUACUAGUAGAGAACAUGUGUGAAAUGGAUAUCGUCAAUAAAGUGGGCCAGACAGCAUUUGAUGUUGCUGAUGAAGAUGUCGUAAGCUAUUUGGAAGAGCUCCAAAAGAAACAAAAGCUGCUUCUUAGUGAAAAGAAGGAUGUUAAGAAGUCUCCUUUAAUAGAAACUACCACCACUGGGGACAAUAAUCAAUCUGUGAAACCACAGAAGAGUAAAGAAAUUCUUCUGGAGGAAGAGAAAACUCCCCCAAGAAUCGAGACUCUGGAGGGAGAGAAGGUGGAUGAAGAAGAGGGGGAAGGAAAGAAGGACGAGUCCAGCUGCUCCAGCGAAGAAGAGGAGGAGGAAGACUCAGAGUCUGAAAAUGAAGCAGAUAAGACAAAGCCUGCUGUUCCCACGAGCAAUACCAACAGUACACCCGCACCAGCACCUACUAGCAUCACUGUCACAUCUCCAACAACCCCAGCCAACCAGGUGACCACCCCCACAUCGCCUACCAAAAAGUCUGAUAACAUUACUGCCCUAAUGCCUGGGGGGGAGCCGGGCUGUCCCGCAUUGUGGCGUCAAGGCUUGCGCAAAACUGGCAUUUCACUUGUGCCCAAAAAAGCGAUGGUUAGCACACCUACGGGGAAGGUGUCUCCUAAAGAGGAGGAGAGGAAGGUGUCUCCUAAAGACGAUGAGAGGAAGGAUGAGUCUCCUUCGUCGUGGCGACUGGGCCUACGGAAAACCGGAAGUUAUGGAGCGCUGGCGGAAAUCAGUACAACUAAAGAAGCACAGAAAGAGAAGGAUACCGCUGGGGUUAUGCGGUCUGCCUCUUCUCCUCGCCUCUCAUCCUCACUCGACAACAAGGACAAGGAAAAGGAGAAGGAAAAGACACGGCUGGCAUAUGUUGCACCCAGCAUCCCACCAAAAAGACACGUCAGCACGUCAGAUAUCGACGAGAAGGAGAACAGGGAUUCGGCUGCUACUCUGGUACGUAGCGGCUCCUACAACAGGAGACGCUGGGAAGAAGACCUGAGGAACAGCGACGGAACCUCCUCGCUAAACAGAACCUCCAGCUAUCAGCGCAGUACGUCACACACGCUAGCGUUAGGCCGCACGUCUAGCUCUCGUGACCUGCCCGCCAAAUCCUCCUCUGCCUCCAGCCUGGAACCUAACAACUCAAAGGCCUGGCAGCAGCCUUCCUCCUACCUCCACCGCAGCGGCUCGUUUGGAAGAAGGCAAGAUGAUGCUUUAAGUUCCACAUCUUCCUCCACUUCUAUCACCACCACCACGACCUCCACCUCCUCUGUUACCUCACCCACAGGACACCGUAGCCUGCUGUCCAGGUAUUGGGCGGAAGAAAGUGCAGACAAGGAGAAAGAAAAGGGGAAAGAGUCAGCAACCGUUAUUCCUACAAUCAACACUGCAGCCACCACCACUACCACAUCCACUACUGGAACUAUACUGGGCUCUGAUGGACGCGAGAGACGCAGAUCAUACCUCACCCCUGUGCGUGACGAAGAGUCCGAGUCUCAGAGGAGAGCCAGAUCCAGACAGGCUCGACAAACCAGGAGGUCUACACAGGGCGUGACCUUGACUGAUCUCCAUGAGGCAGAGAAGACCAUCGAACGCACUCGCCCCAUUCGGCCUCGAGAAGAUGAUAAAGAAGAGAAGGAGAAACAGGACAAGGAGAAACAAGAGGAGAAGAAAGAGUCGGAGACCAAGGAAGAUGACUACAGGUCACGCUACCGCAGCUUUGAGGAGAAGUACCAGAGGAACUCGGCCUCGACCAUCACAGCCUCCUCCAACCUGCCAUCCUCCUCUAGCAGCACAUCUUCCCUAUAUAGCUCCUCCUCUCUGAACCGCCCCAACAGCCUGACGGGCCUCACCUCGUCAUACAGCCGCUCCACACGCGAAACAGAGCGAGAGUCUGAUGCAAGAGAAAAGGACGAGGAGAGGGAUGGUGACGACAAGCCACGCUCCAUACGCGACCGCAGACGACCACGAGAGAAACGACGCUCGACUGGGGUGUCCUUCUGGACCCAGGAUAGUGAUGAAAAUGAGCCAGAUCACCCUUCAGAUUCAGAUGGGAGCACUAAAGGAGAGCCGCAGAGCGACAGACUAUCCAGGAAUGAACCGCAUUCUACUAGCACUUCCUCCAUUGACCGCCACGAAUCUAGUAGCCGCGGUAGACCAGAGUACCGUCAAUCGUUCUCGCGUCCCUACAGAGACGACGCCACUGAUUAUAAAAAGUUGUAUGAGCAGAUCUUAGGUGAAAACGAGAAACUGAAAGGUCAGUUACGUGACACAGAAUUUGAGUUGGCAGAGCUCAAACUGCAGUUGGAGAAGGCCACACAGAGGCAGGAACGCUUUGCUGAUCGGUCACAGCUGGAGUUGGAGAAAAGGGAAAGAAGAGCUCUAGAAAGGAAGAUCUCUGAAAUGGAGGAGGAAUUAAAGAUGCUACCAGACUUGAAAGCCGACAACCAGAGACUAAAGGAUGAAAACGGAGCGCUGAUUCGAGUUAUUAGCAAGCUUUCAAAAUAGAACAAGACCCUCCCCUCCCAUUCAACGACAAGUGUCGGUAUUGCACAUCUAGAUAGAAAUACCAGACAACAGCGACCAGAAGGCUCCGUCACCCUUACCGUUUCUCAGUCUCUCGCUUCCCCUCGCUUCUACGCUCCACCAUUCAGUCCGCUCACCUCACGAUUCCCGUGUCUGCGGCCCACACAGAACCACUGAGUUUACAGAACUAAGGAUAAAGCUCUAGACGACUGGCAUCGAAAACUACGGGCGGGGAAAGCCUCGGAAAGAAACUAUUUAACCAAUAAGCCUUAGUUGUACAUACGUCACUCGGCUUCUCUUGGCUGUCACAGAACACCUGAUUUUAUUUGUGCCACACUUUUUUUGUGAUCUUUUUUUGUUGUUGUUGCUCUGCUCUAUUCCUUCUUUCUGUAUAGAUGUGUUAUGCAAUGCACAGCGCUCUGCAGCUAUUUCCUCUUCCUGUCCUCAAUCGGCGUGGCGCUUGAAGUCCCGCCUCCGAGUCGAAGGCACUGUCUCUCAGCAGAAGACUUCCCAGCAUUCCGCAAUGUUGGCGCACGCCCCCCGUUUACCCUCCUGCCGUGCACACACACACACACACACACACACCCUACACUUUUUUCUCUCUCUCAAGAGAGAUGACAAACCCCUGGCUUGCCGUACAGGUGAACCUUGUGGAAUCGAAGCUUUCACUUAUGUGCAAUAUGCAUUUAUUUCGUAUAAAAAAUGCUUUAAUAAUGAGUCCAUCACUAGUAAAUGUUCACUUCCUUACCACUUCCAUCGCUCACCUCGAUUUCCUUUCUCCCCCUACCUUUUUCUCUCGUUUCUUUAGGUUUGUAGUGUAGUCGUUGGUUUAUAUCUUGUACUCCACACGUUUUAGCAGGUACUUGAGUGAAGUUGUAUAUACCUGUAUGUAUUGUUUGAGACCAGCACAUGGCAUGCGUUAAUGGUUCCCUAUCUGUUACUAUUGAAAUAUACCAACUCCAGAGGACAAAAAGUGUGUUUUAACUAUUUUCUUCUUCUUUUAUAGUCACGAGUCAUUGAAUAUCAAAAGGGCCGCCCUUAUGAAAGGGAAGGCGUGCACGUGUUCAGUGCAUUCUUUAUUUCGCAGUUUUUAAAGUGUUCACGGUAAUUGUGAGAUUAUAAUAUAACUGCUUCACUACAUUUCACACGUUUUAUUCCGUAUCUUUUGGAAGAGUGCUGUUCAUUUCUCUCUCUAUUUUUUCCCUUUUCCGUUUUUUUUUUUUUUAAGCUGUAGUAUUAGCCAAGGUGUUGUCGCUAAAAAGAAACUUCUAGAUAUCGCUAACCCAGUCCUUUUUACAAUGUCUACAUGCACUGUCAAUACCAUGUCAGGAGCCUUGCUGUCUGGUUUAGCAAAAGUUUCGCCACCACGUCAGAUGAAGUCCAUGCAUCGAAAAUAUGUUUUAUGCAUUUCAGUGGCCUUUUACUUAAAAAUACUGUAGUCGAAAAAAAUGUCGCUGUAGUUGGACUGUCAGCUGUCUCCUCUUUGGUUUAGGAUUUUAAUUUUUUUCCUUUUUAAAUUUCCCAUCAUCUUGUAAAAUAGAUGUGUGGCUUCAUCCGUGCAAGCUGUGCUGUGACUACCAACCACUGAGAGUUAAUUAAAAUAAACUUGUACAUUGUAAAAAUCUC